Messenger RNA from Anopheles merus, 2580 nucleotides. Its product is annotated as FAM172 family protein homolog CG10038-like. The transcript is spliced from 7 exons. The coding region runs from base 205 to 1314 and encodes 369 amino acids. Lineage: Eukaryota; Metazoa; Arthropoda; Insecta; Diptera; Culicidae. Gene Ontology annotation, biological process: regulatory ncRNA-mediated heterochromatin formation. Gene Ontology annotation, cellular component: nucleus. Gene Ontology annotation, molecular function: siRNA binding. The record is from RefSeq and is a predicted model, not a curated record.
UGUCACACGGGACAAACGAGAUCAAUGCCAAAUUUCAAAACAAACGAGCGCGAAAAAGCGGAACAAGCAAGACUGCCACUGCUACGAGUGCCUGUUCGAGGACAUAAACAAAGGUGCUGGUCAGUGUGGUUUCGGUAGAAGGCGUAGAAGGGAAACACUUGUUCGCGAACGAGACCGUCGCCGCCGGCAGCUAGCCGAUAGCUUAUGAGGGUUCUGCUUCGUCUGUUCCAGCAGCAGCAGCAGCAGCAGCACGCCAAACUACUAGCAGCACCGUCGGGCGGGUUGUUCCGGUGGCGCCAAGCAACAGCAGCAGCAGCAGCACCAGUGACAGCGGCGCUCGUAGCGAUUUCCGGCAUCCGAAUGGCCGCCUCAGAGGAACGCAUCUAUCCGACCACCUUGGAGGGGUUUGGCUACGGGUUCAAUGAAGAAGGAAAGCUGCGCCAGCUUGACAAGGACACGGGCAAGCUGACGGAUCGCGUCUUCGACUAUCAGGUGUACACGUCGCUGUCGGAGAAUCAGGCCCACUACGAGGCGCUCGGCGACGUCAUCACGCAGUACGUCUACGAGCGGCUGGAGGAAAAGGAAGGCAUGAAGAAGCUGUACGUGCCGGCCGAUGUGCCCCCCGAGGAGGCCACGUUCGUGUUUAGCACGGUGGAAAAGUUGGACCGGCCGAAGAAGCUGCUCGUGCUGAUACAUGGCAGCGGCGUGGUUCGGGCCGGCCAGUGGGCCCGCAGCCUCAUCAUCAACGAUUGUCUCGAUUCGGGCACGCAGAUCCCGUACAUCCGGCGGGGCCGCGAGCUGGGCUACGAGGUGCUGCUGCUCAACACGAACGACAACUAUCGCACGGUGAAGGGAGCGCGGAAGUCGAUCCGUGGCAGCCGCAACCCGACCGAGCACGCCGCCACCGUGCUGGAGCAGUACAUUCUGGCCAGCCAGCCCGAAUCGGUCGCGAUCGUCGCGCACAGCUACGGUGGUGUGGUAACGGUCGAGCUGGCGCAACGAUUUCCGGACUUUUUCCGCGACAAAGUGUUUGCGGUCGGGUUUACCGACAGUGUCCACGCCAGCUCGCUCGUGCCGGAAGCGUUGAAAAAGAUUGGCCGCAAUUGGGUGACGGCUAAGGAUCCACUCGACACCCCGCUGACAAUCACCAAGCACGAUAUUCCCCGACACUCGGCCGGCCAUAUCAAACAUGAGAUGACAUCGUACAGUUGCAUGAGUGCACUUUUCGAGUUUCUCGAGAGCCGCUACGCGGAGUUUCGGACCAACCGGGGCGAAGAACCGCGUUCGAAGAAGGCAAAGGGUGACGAGCUGUAAGUGCCUGCCCGUGGAAUAAGAAUAAAGUUUACGAAAUGAAACGAAUGGUUUGUGGUGAAGCAAAAUGAAUAUCACCGUAGUAAGUAGUGUAGUGAGACAUAGUGAAACUUUCCGGCUAGAAAGCAUAAUGUGCUUUUAAAGACCGCCUUCGAUAAGCCUUUGCAGAGGAAGUAUCAGCAUCGAUUAAAUGGACCGUGCGCCGAACGUUUCGAUUGGAUCAAUAGCUUCCAAGAAAACCCUUCUAAUAGCAACGCGGAGUGCUGAUGCUGUACGGCAAAGAUUUACACCGAAGCAACGGUAGUGUCGCGCUAUCGGAACGUUUUUAUCUUUAACCACUCUCGCGAAGGACGCACACGCAGCAUCACGGGCUGUGGGGAGAGUGAGUUUUUUCAAGUACAACACGCACACAACGCGCGAUAAUCGCGAAGCAAUUGUACUACGGAGCGUUGUCGUUGUCGGUCGUGUUUGCAGCACAAACGCGGGCGGACAGAGUAGCGGAGCCCCAAUCUUAACGCGAAAUUCGGUUAGUAGUAAUGCUCGGGCGUGCCCGAAAUAGAUGCCCGGUGGCGGUGGCGCGGUGACGUUUUAAAAGCGAUGCCCGGUGUGUUUGUGUGGCACAAUAUUGUGUCGCCCGUGAAGGGUCGAUUUCGUAUGCUAAUGCUGUUCGCUCUCCGCUGGGUGCUGCAGCUGACGAAGCUAAUUGAGCGUGUUUAUCUGUGGAGUGGCUUACACGUUGCCAAGCGUCCUUUGCCGUGACGGGGGGCCGUGACAUUUCAUUCGGGAAAGUUUUGCUAAGAGGGAAAAGGAUUAGUUUUUGUGGGAAAAACGCAUCUUUUGAAAAGUUGGAAUCGUAAAAGGGCGAAAUGAAUUAAUGAAUUCAUCAAUGGCGCGCAUUCGGCGAGGACUUUUGACCUUUGCAUGAAGAAAAAAGCUCAAAUUAAUGGCGAGCGAACCAAUUUUUAAAUCGUCCAUCAUGAAACAUGUGGGACGGGGUCGCUGGUAAAGUGUCAAAAUUUCAAUAAUCAAACAACACGAACAGCGAACGGAUUGGAUUCCUGUAUUAAAAACAGCGAUCGAUAAGGCUCGGAAUCGGGUGCUAAAGGUUGUGAGCAGUAAAUUAUCAGCCGCCGCGGUACACACUUCAGCACGUUUCAGCGUUUCAGCGUCGGAAGAACGAUUUAUGGGACUCGAUGUGAAUGGGCGAACCACAUUCAUCAUCAUCCGGCAGGAGUGGCAGCGAGAAAAAAAAAGAUGAGGGUAGAAAUC